GGUGUGGUGGGUCGUCGGUCAAAAGGGGUUGUGAUCGCCGGUUGGAAGGGGUUGUGAGUUGCCGGAAGGAUGAAGGGAUGGUGAAGUAGUAAGGGUAUGAUUGUCCAUUCACACCAAAUGUUGGCGGUGGUGAUCAUUUUUGUUGGCGGUGUUUAGCAAUCCACUAAUUAAAUACUCAGAUUUUAAUCCUAAUUAAGUACUAGUACGAUGACAAAGAUAAUGAACAAUAAAAAUGAGAAGAAAAAUGAUCUUUAUUUGAAUCUUUCUGUUGCUUUCUAAUCUUCUAUGGUCGAAACUCAAAGGAAACUUUCAAUUUCUGACAUCCCGCAUUUUCUCUCUCCUCCUUCAAUUCUCUUUGCUCCUUACUUCUUUAUUUUCGAUCUCCCAGAAUUCCUCGCUUUUAGAUUUCAUCUGGGUGAUCCUAGUUAGUUGAUGGGUCAAUUUUGAUCUUGGCAAAAAGGUUAAGUGACACGAGGAUGAAGGGGAGUAUUUUGAGGCUGAGGGCUACAAAACUCUCUCUCAUCCUCAUUACUGUAGUUUGCACAACGUUUCUUUUGUGGGGAUGGGACAAAACUCCUUUCCUUGUUUCAUUACUUCCCAAGAGCCAAAGCCUCAAACUCUCUCCAGAUAUAUUAAUUGGUUUCCCUAUGAAAAACAUUUCUUCGGAGCCAAAGAAGAAGGAUGCCGACAAAUUGCCCUUUCCUGCAAAAAAUGAGACAUCAAAUAAGCAUGAAGAAUAUGACAAAAGAAGCAGAAGAGAGGAUGGAGAAAAUUUUAAAGAAAAACUCAGGGACGCAUCAGUGCCAGUGGACUCUGUGAAUACUAGUUCUGUGGUUACCGGCAAGAAGAAAGGCAAUGUAUCAUAUCAAGUUAAAAACCAAACCUGCGAUUUUUCCAAAGGGAAUUGGAUUGCAGAUGAUAAUCGCCCUUUCUAUUCUGGAGGUCGUUGUCUGCAAUGGCUGUCAGAGAUGUGGGCAUGUAGGCUGACAGAUCGAACAGAUUUUUCAUUUGAAAAGUUCCGCUGGCAACCAAAAGAUUGUGAAAUGGAAGAAUUUAACGGAAAAAAGUUUUUGAGAAGGAUGCGGAAUAAAACCUUGGCUUUUAUUGGGGAUUCGCUUGGCCGACAGCAAUAUCAGUCUUUAAUGUGCAUGGUAUCAGGUGGUAGGUUAAGGCAUGAUGUCGUUGAUGUGGGUAAGGAAUAUGGUCUAGUGAAAGCCCGGGGUGCCAUACGGCCUGAUGGAUGGGCUCAUCGUUUCACACGCACGAAUACAACUAUCCUUUUUUACUGGUCAGCAUGUCUUUGUGACUUGCAGCCUGUGAACCCAUCUGACAAAAAUUCUGAAGUUGCCAUGCACCUUGAUCGCCCUCCAUCUUUUCUUAGCCGCUACCUUGAUAAAUUCGAUGUUAUAGUUCUUAAUACUGGACACCACUGGAAUAAGGGCAAGUUUGAUGGAAAUCACUGGGUCAUGCAUGUGGGAGGUGUACCCAACCCGAACAAGAAUGUGGCAGAGGCGAAAAAUUUCACUGUCCACAGUAUAGUCAAGUGGGUGGACUCUCAGCUCCCGCAGCGUCCAAAAUUGAGGGUGUUUUAUCGUUCUCUGUCCCCACGACAUUUCUUCAAUGGAGAUUGGAAUUCGGGUGGGACUUGUGAUAAUAUUAAUCCGCUUUCUAAGGGUAAAGAGGUUCUAAAAGAGGAGAGUGGUGAUCCAAUAGCUGCUUCGGCAGUGAAGGGGACAAAUGUGAGAUAUUUAGAUAUUACAGCUCUUUCCGAGCUUAGAGACGAAGGUCAUAUAUCUAGGUAUACUAUCAAACCUAGGCAGGCAUCUGGACAAGAUUGCUUGCAUUGGUGUUUGCCUGGGAUUCCUGAUGCGUGGAAUGAAAUCCUUUUUGGCCAGCUUUCAGCAUUAGGCAGAUUUUAGAGUAUGAUGGGUUACACAGAUUCUUCAAUUGACCUCAAAUACUCGUGUUGAACCCUCAACACUUGAAUUCACACUUCAUUUUGGACCAAAUACAUGGAACUUUUUCACAAGAUAGUCGAGUGACAUUCUGACACAUAAUUCUAUUUGACAUAACUACCCUAACAGAGGUCAGUACCGGAAAUACGUCCUUCAGCUUUAUGAGAGCUUCUGGGUUUUAACAUAAGGCAUGCAUGAGUAUACGCCCACACAGCCAAAGUGGUUUCCUCUGAGGCUCUUUGUACUUCUGUGUCACUCUCAUCUUCAAUGAAUGUUUGGUGGAUCCGUGAGUACCCGAGGAUGAAGCAUUGCAUGGAGAGAAGCAGCUCGAGUUUGCACUUUAAAUGUUCGGAUAAGGCAGUAUUUGGGUGACUAGGAAUGAAGUAACAGCAAUAUGGUGGAAGAUGCUGCUGUAUACUUGAUAAUGCUAGUUUGUGCUGGAUAAAUGUGAUUUGCAGAUUCUUUUUAGUGGCAUCUAUUGCUCAUUUGCUCCAGCUCCUCUUCCCCUCAUUUCAGUUUCGACAUGUAUACUAACACAUAGAUCUUGAUUUAUGUUCUUAUUCUUUGGUUAAUUGAAAAAAAUCGCCAUGAUAGCCAUUUUUCCUGCAA
This is a messenger RNA of Chenopodium quinoa (quinoa), 2564 nucleotides long. Its product is annotated as protein trichome birefringence-like 14. The transcript has 6 exons. Gene Ontology annotation, cellular component: Golgi apparatus. The record is from RefSeq and is a predicted model, not a curated record. Lineage: Eukaryota; Viridiplantae; Streptophyta; Magnoliopsida; Caryophyllales; Amaranthaceae. Gene Ontology annotation, biological process: plant-type secondary cell wall biogenesis; xyloglucan metabolic process; xylan biosynthetic process. Gene Ontology annotation, molecular function: acetyltransferase activity. The coding region runs from base 477 to 1919 and encodes 480 amino acids.